Messenger RNA from Manihot esculenta (cassava), 1099 nucleotides. RefSeq names its product 14-3-3-like protein D. The transcript has 7 exons. The record is from RefSeq and is a predicted model, not a curated record. Bases 121 to 900 code for a protein of 259 amino acids. Gene Ontology annotation, cellular component: cytoplasm. Gene Ontology annotation, biological process: signal transduction. NCBI's taxonomy places the organism in Eukaryota, Viridiplantae, Streptophyta, Magnoliopsida, Malpighiales, Euphorbiaceae.
AUUGACUGGAGCGUGAGCCAGUCUCAUUCUCAUCAUUAUCACAGAGACUUUUUUCUACUCUUUUCUUUUACAUUUCACCUGGAACAAUACUCGCUCUUGCAGACGAAGAACAGAUCAACCAUGGAUUCUUCUUCUAAAGAUCGCGAGUCUUUCGUCUACGUUACCAAGCUCGCCGAGCAAGCCGAGCGCUACGAUGAAAUGGUGGAGGCGAUGAAGAAAGUCGCGAAGCUUGAUGUUGAAUUGACUGUAGAAGAGAGGAACUUGCUGUCCGUUGGUUACAAGAAUGUGGUCGGCGCACGGAGGGCGUCUUGGAGGAUCUUAUCGUCGAUCGAACAGAAGGAGGAAUCGAGAGGGAAUGAAGUAAAUGUGAAGAGGAUUAAGGAGUACAGGCACAAGGUGGAGGCGGAGUUGUCCGCCAUUUGCCGUGAUAUUAUGAUUCUUAUCGAUGAGCAUCUCAUACCGUCUUCUAUUGCUGGGGAAUCUAGUGUGUUUUACUACAAGAUGAAAGGUGAUUAUUACAGGUAUCUAGCAGAGUUCAAGACUGGUAAUGAGAAGAAAGAUGCAGCUGAUCAGUCACUUAAGGCAUACCAGACUGCCUCAACCACUGCAGAGAGCGAUUUACCUCCCACUCAUCCCAUACGAUUGGGUUUAGCUCUUAACUUCUCUGUCUUCUAUUAUGAGAUUAUGAACUCACCUGAAAGGGCCUGCCACCUGGCAAAGCAAGCUUUUGAUGAAGCUAUUUCAGAGUUGGAUACCUUAAGUGAAGAAUCUUACAAGGAUAGCACUUUGAUCAUGCAGCUAUUGAGGGACAACCUCACUUUGUGGACUUCUGACAUUCCUGAGGAUGGAGAUCAGAAAAUGGAAAUCUCUGGAAAAGUUGGAGGUGAAGAUGCAGAGUGAAGCUGAUGGAACCUUGAAAUUCUUCAAUGUGUGGAAGGGAGAGGGAUGAUUUCCCCUCAACUUUGUACUGUUGUUGUUUGAGAGAGGUUUUGAUAUUCUUCUGGUGUACCUUAUUGUUUUCUGCUGGUGUUAAUUUGUUUCAAUCAUAUGUACAUUAGCAGGAAUAUUUGGGUUAUUACAGAUUAUUUUUGGUUUCUAA